Messenger RNA from Chenopodium quinoa (quinoa), 1429 nucleotides. Its product is annotated as probable WRKY transcription factor 53. The transcript is spliced from 4 exons. The coding region runs from base 392 to 1429 and encodes 345 amino acids. NCBI's taxonomy places the organism in Eukaryota, Viridiplantae, Streptophyta, Magnoliopsida, Caryophyllales, Amaranthaceae. Gene Ontology annotation, biological process: regulation of DNA-templated transcription. The record is from RefSeq and is a predicted model, not a curated record. Gene Ontology annotation, cellular component: nucleus. Gene Ontology annotation, molecular function: transcription cis-regulatory region binding; DNA-binding transcription factor activity.
UUAUUAUUGCUAAUCAAGGUGGCAAUUUUCCUCUUAAGUAAAAAUAACAUAUUUUAUAUAUAAAGAGAAAAGAUGGACCAAUUAGAAUUAUUAUUGCAAAUCAAGGUCGCAGAAUUACCCUCUAAUAUAUAAUCCUAAUCCAUCUCUAAACUUGUAAGGUUCCAAAUUAUAAUAUUUAUGUCAUUUUUUUUCUUAGCUUCUAAUUAUUACUCCGUAUCAUCUUUACUGCUCUAGAAAAGUCCUUAUACCUUAUUAGUAUAGAAGUAUAAUAAGCUUUAUUUUCAAAAAAAAAAAAAAAAAAAAAAAAAAAAAAAAAAAGAAGAAGAAGAAAGAGAGAGAAGCAUAAUAAGCUAUUUUUGGGCAAGAAAAGUACAUAAACACAACCUAUUAAAUGGAGAAAAAUAAUGAAUAUUCAGAAAAGGGUGAAUUAGUGAAUGAGCUUGUUGAAGGGAGGGAUCUUACCAAGCAGCUGUUGUUGAUGAUUCUCAACAAUGAACAACCACGGUCAUCCUCUAGCAACGACGACAACGGUGCGUACGGAUGGAUUGCUCAAAAGAUAUUAGCCAAUUUUGAGAGGUCAUUACAAAUCUUGCAAUAUGAUCCAAGCAACAACCUAUCGUUUGAACAAACAACAACUGAUUCUCCUUAUUCUUUCAGUGGAAGCCCUAAAAGUCAAGACUCUGAUAAUAAUGGUGAUUUCAAACAUCCAUUUGACCUUAAAAAUGACCCCAAAAAGUUGAGGGUUAUUCCUCAAGUGACACAAAGAGUGCAAGGUUGUACGAAAAACGGGCUUGAAGGCCCGAUCGAAGAUGGUUUUAGUUGGAGAAAAUAUGGAGAAAAGGACAUUCUUGAAGCUAAAUUUCCAAGGGCAUAUUUUAGGUGUAAUCAGAGAACACUUGAAGGAUGUUUUGCUACAAAGCUAGUACAAAGAACCGAAGAUGGCCCUGCCUUCUUUCAAGUCAUUUACCGCGGUAUGCACACUUGUUCUAAGGCUUCCUUUCCCUCCUUCCCCACUAACCCUACACAAAAACCCGAGUCCAUCGAGAUCAUAGCAUAUCCUCCUUGUCAACAAUCAAAGGAAACCAUGUUAUUCUUUGAAAAAGACAUCAAACCCUUUAGUAGUAAUAGUAGUACCGUUCUACAAACUCAUCAUCAUAUUAAUCAUAGUUUUUCUACAAAUACAAUUACAAGUACGUUCCAAUCUCCUUCAUGUAGUGAACCGAACUUGAUUGACUUCAAUAAUUAUCGUAAUGAGACAGUUUAUAAUCCACAAGACGCGUUCGUUCCAGAAGUAGUUACACAUAUGCAUCCAUCUUCUUCAGGUACUCAUCAUUAUUCUGAUGUUACACCACACCUUUCAUUUGAUCAAGUGAAUUUGACCAUAAUUUUUUCAGUGACAACCCUAAUUACAUUCAGUAAUUCUUAUUAA